UUUAUCCAAGCAAGACAUCGUCAGUGUGUUCUUUGAGUUCCUCUAAAAAAUAAAAAUUCUACAAUCUACUAUCAUCAUGACUGCGUGCUUGAAUCAAUCAUACAAUAUUUACGCACAACCAUCAGCGUUAGUUGCGAGCAAAAGUCAAAAAUCAAAAAUAUCAACAUCGCGAAAAAUCAAAAACAUUCUCAAGCCCGUUUUGGGAAGGAUCUUCAAGACAAAAAAGGCGCCAAAACGUAGUUCCUACAUUGCCUCUGCCGAAAAGGAUUACGAUUUCGAGUGGAUCAAUGAAAUUGAGAACCUUGCAAAUGAAGAACUUGAGAAUCGCAUCAUCGAUGAGAUCCAUAACUGCUCUGAGGAUGCAGCUAUCUAUGUUUACAAUGAGGAUGGCAGCAGACAAUUGGAAUCCGUUGAUAAGGAGAACUUCUAUGUUCCUGUUCACUUUGCCCGCACCCAUGCUGGAACCUUCUUCUGGACAUCAAUUCAACGUGAGACUAUCGAACCUUAUCAGAUCGAAUGGAAUUUCCUAGAUCGUUGGGGACAAGCUUGAAGGAAUUCAAAUCAAAUCAUCAGACUGAAACACCUGAAACACACAUUUUGAGGCUUUAAAAAUAGUGAUGCUGUGAUGAUCUUGAUGCGAUCUAGCGCGUGACUUUCAAGUUUUUUGUGAUAAUGGCUGUGAGUAGGACAGGAAAAUUUCUGCAUUUUGGACUUUUUUACUGCGACAAGGGAAGGAGGACAACGACAUUUCAACCGGUGACAUUUGUACCAGGAUGACAAAUCAUUUGUGUUGAAUACGACAGAAUCCUAGAUGGGGAUAAAUGGGCGGGAGUAGGUAGAAUAUACUUGAUCAUCAAAAUUGUUUUAUUUCACUUGACAUAAUUAUUUCAUUUUGGUAAUUAUUUGUUUUAAGAGAAAGAAAACAAUGAUUUUUUGAAUAAAAAAGUAAAUGGUUUUAGCUUUAUCAAAAUUUUAUAUUCACAUUAUAUAUAAUUUUAGAGACACAGUCUUCCAGUUAACAUUUUGUAAUAAUUUUAAUGAUAAAGAAAUAUGUAAACAAUUUCAAAAUCAGGGAUAUUAUACUUUAAUUUUACAAGCACAUUAAUGUAUUAUUAGAUGUAAGAACAAUUUCAUGUAACAAA
Molecule: messenger RNA, 1142 nt
Organism: Eupeodes corollae
Lineage: Eukaryota; Metazoa; Arthropoda; Insecta; Diptera; Syrphidae
Gene: Ocho
Product: enhancer of split malpha protein
Exons: 1
Coding region: 77-550 (157 amino acids)
Biological process (GO): sensory organ development; Notch signaling pathway
Source: RefSeq, a predicted model, not a curated record